Messenger RNA from Mycetomoellerius zeteki, 1094 nucleotides. RefSeq names its product adenosine deaminase-like protein (gene Ada). Gene Ontology annotation, molecular function: adenosine deaminase activity. The transcript has 7 exons. Lineage: Eukaryota; Metazoa; Arthropoda; Insecta; Hymenoptera; Formicidae. Gene Ontology annotation, biological process: inosine biosynthetic process; adenosine catabolic process. The record is from RefSeq and is a predicted model, not a curated record. Bases 78 to 1094 code for a protein of 338 amino acids.
CAUUUAUAACAUGAACAUUUAUUUUAUGAAACAUUAAUGAUCAUUUUAUAAAGGUAAGAGAUAUAUUGAAUGAUAAAAUGGAUAUACCAGAGUUUUGCCGAAAGUUACCUAAAGUGGAACUUCAUGCACAUUUAAACGGUUCAUUAAGUAUAAAUACGUUGCAAAAAUUAUGUAAAAUGCAACGCUCAGACACUACUUGUAAUGAAACUUUUAUGGAUCUGGAUACCACCAAUUUUUCGUCUUUAAGCGAAUGUUUUAAAAUGUUUGAUAUAGCUCAUGCACUAACAAUUACACCACAAGCUGUAUUUGUUGCUACUUGUGAUGUGAUAAAAGAGUUUCACGAAGAUAAUGUGAUUUAUUUAGAAUUAAGGAGCACACCUCGUGCUGUAAAGGAUGUAAUGACAAAAACAGAGUAUCUUCAAGCUAUAAUAAAAGCUAUCGAAGCGUCGAAAUCUGAAUUUCCACAAAUUCUUGUAAAACUACUAGUAUCAAUCAAUCGAAAACAAGGUUACGAACCUGCAGAAGAAAACAUAAAUCUUGCUAUACAGUUUAUGGAAAAACAUCCAGAACAUGUUGUAGGUAUUGAUCUUAGUGGUGAUCCAACAGUGGGUGAUUCAUUUUUAGAAUUAUUAGAAACGUCUAGGAAAGUAGGACUUAGAAUUACAGCUCAUUGUGCAGAGGUACCAAAUGAAAUGGAAACAAAUGAUAUAUUAAAAUUUAAACCUGAUCGUUUGGGACAUUGUACUUGCAUUCAUCCUAGUUUGCAAGGUUCUCAGCAAUUAUUUGAUACAUUAUUGGAAUCCAAAAUUCCUGUUGAAUUAUGCUUAACAUCAAACAUUAAAUGUAAAACAGUGUCAUCUUAUAUGUAUCAUCAAUUUAAAUAUCUGUACAAAGCUGGACAUCCCAUAACUAUUGGAACUGAUGAUAAAGGUGUUUUUAAUACAUGCUUGUCAAAAGAAUUGGAAAUAUUAAGUUCUGUUUUUAAUAUUGGAAAACAACAGCUCAAAGAACUGUCUGCAUUAUCUGUACAAUAUAGUUUUGCAAGUACAGAGGAAAAGAAAAAUUUAACAGCAGUUAUUGAAAAUUUUGAUUGA